Messenger RNA from Daucus carota subsp. sativus, 921 nucleotides. Its product is annotated as outer envelope pore protein 24B, chloroplastic. The record is from RefSeq and is a predicted model, not a curated record. The transcript is spliced from 3 exons. Lineage: Eukaryota; Viridiplantae; Streptophyta; Magnoliopsida; Apiales; Apiaceae. Gene Ontology annotation, biological process: regulation of monoatomic ion transmembrane transport. The coding region runs from base 123 to 767 and encodes 214 amino acids. Gene Ontology annotation, molecular function: voltage-gated monoatomic cation channel activity.
AUAAAAAGCCGACUUAUUUUCAACAGCAUUAUCCCAAUUAACACCAAAUUCGAAUCCCUCAAAACCCAACCCCUACAUAAACCCUACUCAUCAGUUCCCUCCAAUUAUACCGUCAAAAUUCAAUGGCGUCCGCUUCUAUCACAACGCGCUACGACGCCGCCAAAAAGAAGACCCACGUCGCCGGAACCCUAGCCUUCGACAACAGCGACAUCAACCUCACCGCCACCGUUGCCGACACUUCCACUCUUCUCUCCGGCGGCUUCAACCUCAACUCCAUCGCCCUCGAAAAACCCGGCUCUUUCGGUAUCAAUUUCGACAUCCCCGACCAGGAUGUGAGGUUUCAGUUUAUGAACUCGUUUAAGGUGUUGAAAAAGCCGGUUGAUUUGAGUUAUGCACACUCGAGGGCGUAUAAUCGUACUGCAUUGGGAGGGAGAGUUGAGCUUGAUUUGUCGAAUACCGUGUCUGGUAAAUAUGAUUUUGGUUCCGGUCACUCGAAGAUUAAGUACAGGUAUUCUCAUAACGGUUUGACUACGGUGGAGCCUGGUUAUAAUUUUGAUAGGAAGGGGUGGCAAUUAGCUGCUUCACAUAAGUUUAGUGGCGGUGAUGUGGUAAAGGCUUCGUAUAAGUCGGAUAGAAAGAUUUUGGGGGUUGAUUUUGUGAAGAAUACUGCAGAUGGAAACUUCAAGGUUUCUGCAUCUCUCGAUUUGGCGGAGAAAUUGACUUUCCCGACUGUGAAUGCUCAGAGUACAUGGAAUUUUAAUAUGUAAUAUUCAAUUAUUAUAAUUUAUUUUUAAACUAUUUCAUCUAUAAGAUCGUAGUGAUGCUUGAACUGUUUAGUCUUAGUAGAUAUCUUCUAAAAAUCAAGAAAGCCUUGGUAAGAAUUAUCACAUGAUUAAUAUAACUUGUUUAUUUAUAGAGGCU